AUGGCUGUCAACUCCUUCGAAGGGCCUGGCGAACCCGUUCAGCUCCCUUCUUCUCCCUCUAGUGCCCACAAAGAAGAUGAAGCUUCAAACUUAUUGGACGACCCAUCAAUGCCCAUUGCCAUUAUUGGCAUGGGAUUCCGAGGGCCCGCAGAUGCCAGUAGUGUUGAAAGGCUGUGGAAAAUGAUCCUUGGAGGUCGAGAAGCAUGGAAUCAGAUACCCGAGUCGAGAUGGAACAGUCAUGCGUUUUACCACCCAGACCAUGCGAGGCACGGCACUAUCAAUGUUCAAGGCGGCCAUUUUUUGACGGAAGAUGUAUCUCUUUUCGAUGCGCCCUUUUUCAACAUGACCAGUGACGAGGCAGCGGCGAUGGAUCCCCAGCAGCGGUUAUUGCUCGAAGUGACCUACGAAGGACUAGAGAACGCCGGUAUACCUCUUCCCAAAAUCAUGGGAAGCCAAACAUCCUGUUUCGUUGGGUCUUUCAAUGCGGAUUACACAGAUCUCCUUCUCCGCGACCCUGAUGCUAUCCCCAUGUAUCAAUGCACCAAUGCCGGCCAGUCGCGAGCCAUGAUGGCUAAUCGAGUGUCAUACUUCUUCGACCUAAAGGGCCCUAGCGUUACAGUCGAUACCGCUUGCUCGGGAAGUCUAGUUGCACUGCAUUUGGCGUGUCAGACGUUGCGCACCGGCGAUGCUGCGAUGGCAAUCGCGGCGGGGGUAAAUGUGAUUCUUAGCCACGAAUUCAUGUCCACAAUGACCAUGAUGAAGUUCUUAUCACCGGAAGGACGCUGCUACACAUUUGACGAGAAAGCCAACGGAUAUGCUCGUGGCGAAGGGAUUGGAUGUUUGAUCUUGAAGCCGCUCACAGACGCCAUCAGAGACAAAGACCCUAUCCGAGCUGUAAUUAGGGGUUCUGGGUCGAAUCAAGAUGGCAGAACUCCCGGCAUCACUCUCCCGAGUGGAGCGUCACAGGAGGCCUUGAUUCGCCAUGUUUACAGCAUGGCAGGUCUUCAUCCACAUGACACAGAAUUCGUCGAAACACAUGGCACAGGAACUCAAGCAGGAGAUCCAAUUGAGACAGGAGCACUCGCGAAAGUGUUUUGUGCCGAUAGAAACCCAGACAAGCCACUGCGCAUCGGGUCAAUCAAAACAAACGUGGGGCAUCUGGAGGGAACAAGCGGAGUCGCCGGCGUGAUCAAGGCAGUGUUGAUGCUCGAGAACCGCACUUUUCUCCCCAACCGCAACUUCACUUCCCUCAACCCGCGCAUCCUGCUAGACGAAUGGAAGCUCAAGGCAUGGCCUCAUCGCGUGUCGGUAAACAGCUUCGGAUACGGGGGAAGCAACGCACAUGUUAUCCUGGAAGACACGUAUGGAUACCUCCAAUCGCACGGGUUCCAAGCACUUGUUGGCAAACCACGUACACCUUUCCUGAGGAAGCCUCUUGAGUCAUCGCAAGCUCCCAACGGCCGCCACCAAUCGCCCAUACGUACGCGCCUCUUUAUGCUCUCCGGUUUCGACGACCGUUCUAUUGCAAAGCAAAUAGAAAACAUGAAAGCCUAUCUCAUCGAAAGGCAAUCGAUAGCUGAUGAUGAGUUCAUGAGUAAUUUGGCGUUCACGUUGAAUCAACGGCGUACUGCCAUGAUGUGUCGAGCAGCGGCUACUGGCCACUCAGCUGCCAACGUGAUUAAAGCUUUUGAAGGCAGUAUCAAAGUCAGAAAGGCUACGAGAAAGCCAGUGGUUGGUUUCGUUUUCACCGGCCAAGGAGCGCAAUGGUGUGGGAUGGGACGGGAGCUGGUGGGAGCGUAUCCCGUUUUUCGCCAGUCAAUGGAACGAAUUGAUGCACACUUGAGUCGUCUUGGAGCUCAAUUUUACGCCCUAGGUGAAAUACUCGAGAACCAAUACGCAUCGCGGCUCAACCAUCCUCUUCACAGUCAAACGAUCUGCACAGCACUCCAAAUUGCACUUGUCGAUCUUCUAAGUUCAUGGAGCAUACAUCCAGAUUCGGUUACUGGCCACUCCAGUGGCGAAAUAGCCGCAGCGUACGCCAUCGGAGCGUUAAGCAUGGAGGAUGCUAUAUCAGUUGCAUACUAUAGGGGCGUUGCGGCGAGCAAGUUAUCACAAAACGAAGAAGUGAAAGGAGGGAUGCUCGCUGUCGGGAUGUCGUCCGCCCAGAUCGAACCGUUCCUGAACGCCUUGAAAAAUGGGAAAGCCGUCGUGGCAUGCAUUAACAGUCCAUCCAGCGUUACUGUCUCGGGAGACAUUGAAGCAAUUGAAGAGCUUGAGAAGGUAUUAAAGGAGAAAGAACUCUUCUGCCGACGUCUGGCAGUUGAUGUUGCAUAUCAUUCCCACCACAUGGAACUAGUCGGUGGUGAAUAUCUGGACCUGAUAUCGAACAUUCGACCACGAAUUGGAAGAAAAUCCGGAAAGCAUCCCGUCUCUUUCUUCUCGUCGGUGAUAGGAGCUGAGGUCAAAGCCUCCGAUCUUGGCCCUCAAUAUUGGACUAGAAAUCUUCUCGGCCAGGUCAAGUUCGUUGACUCCGUCAGAGCACUUUGCUUUGAAACCAGUACUCAGAAAUCGAUGUUUGCGGCCCCUAAUAACAGACGUACCAGACGACCAAACGGUACACGCAAGGUCAAUGUCGAUGUAUUGCUGGAAGUUGGCCCUCACGCAGCAUUAUCAGGCCCGAUUCGCCAAAUCCUGAAAGAUGACAACAAACUGGAUGCGGCCGGGAUUCAAUAUGCGAGCGUUUUGACUCGAAAAAUCGAUUCCGUCACGACAGCAUUAGAGGUUGCUGGAACCUUGGCCUGCCUGGGUUCUCAGGUCAACUUUCCAGCAAUAAACGACCCAUUGAAUGAGACAAGAGAUACACAUGUCAUGGUUGAUCUUCCUUCCUAUGCAUGGAAUCACAGUAGAUCAUACUGGGCUGAGUCACGCAUCAGCAUGACUUACAGAAAGCGCAAGCAACCCCGAACAGAUCUCCUGGGUGCUCUCGACAGAAUGUCAUGUCCGUUCGAACCUCGUUGGAGAAACUUUGUGCGUGUAUCGGAGAUCCCUUGGCUCAAAGACCAUAAAAUUCAGUCGAACAUAGUUUACCCUGCAGCGGGCUACAUUGCAAUGGCCAUAGAAGCUGCAUAUCAACACCUGUCGGAGCGGGAGGACAACAAGGUCAUGUCAGCAUUUAUUCUCCGUGAUAUUGAGAUAAAAGCCGCUUUGGUCAUCCAGGAGCACCCUGCCGCUGAAGUCAUGACCUCGCUACGAGCGUGUCAGGGUGGUAUCAAAGACUCCGAGCACCUCUACGAAUUCAACAUCUACUCAGUAACCGCUGAAAAUCGAUGGACCGAGCAUUGCCGUGGUCUAGUUGGCGCCUAUGACAUGACCAUGGACACCGAGUAUGGGACUGGCUCCCAGACUCCGGUAAAAGCUUCCGACCUCAGCGUCAUAGACAUCCCGACGUUCUACGAAAAGCUAGCUAGCAUUGGCCUCGAAUAUGGUCCUUGCUUUGCGAAUCUGACUCACGCUCAUCGUGCCGACAACUUUUGUUUCGCUGAAGUUACUAUCCCUGACACAGCGGCUGUCAUGCCAAUGAAUUUCCAGUACCCAUACUUGAUCCACCCAUGCACCCUGGACAGCAUAUUUCAUUCAGUAUUUGUUCAAACGAAUUUUGGAGACGAUCCCGCAAUUCCGGUUCAUAUAGACCAGCUUUGUGUGUCUCGGUGUACAGAGCGUUCACCGGGCAAUAAAAUGCAUAUUGAGACGCAGAUUGACAAGCGGACGAGAAAGGGUAUUGUAGCCUCAAUUACGGUGACAAACAGCAAUGAUACUAUUGCUAUGUCGGUUAAGGGAUUGCGAUGCAAGACCCUCGAGAACAGCGCCCCCAAGGAUACGGUGAACCCGACUGAUCGCGUUGGGUACAUGCUUACUUGGAAAGCAGAUCCGGAUCUACUUUCAAGGCAAGACUUUAGCACUAUUUUCACUGAGAAGAACAAUUACGACAAGGAAGAAUCCGCAAAGAGAACUUCGUUAGAAAGUUGCGCGUCCUACUACAUCCGGAAAGCCAUCCAAGAUCUUGAAUCCGUGGACAAAGAAGGAUUGCAUCCAGACAGAAGACAACAGCUCGAAUUUUUUGUCCAUAGAAUGCAAGAAAGUCGCUUGGCCCCUUCAUCAGACACAAAUAGCGCCGAUAUCCAUGCAGUGAGUUCUUCCGGACCGGAAGGAAGACUCCUCACUGCAACGGGCGAGCAACUCAGUACAGUCUUGAGAGAUCCAAAAUUUUCACCCAUUGAGACUUAUCCUUCAGUAUGGGCACAAUACUGGGACGCUAUCCGCUCAACCCCGGUGUACGACAAAUUAGCUAGCUAUCUCGAGCUAGUCGGCUAUAAGAACCCAAUGAUCUCGAUCCUUGAGGUGGAGGGUACAUUUGGACAAUCUUCACAGACUCAUCUCGAGAGGCUCUUGAAUAAUAGUGGGCAAGGUCCAAUAUGCGGUGAAUACACAAUCACUCAUCAAGCCCCAUCGAUCCCUGAACACUUCGCCCCAGUGCUUUCCAAAUUGAGCCAAUGGCUAAAAGUGAAGAAAUUGGAUCUCAACCAGAGUCCGGAGACACAAGACUUUUCUACACAUCAAUAUGACGUCGUCCUCGUGCCCUUUGGGCUUUAUACGGUCCGAUCGAAGUUGCAAGCUCUCAGGAAUAUCCACAAGCUUCUGAAGCCGCAAGGGCAUUUGAUUAUUGUGGAUCCCUUCGCUGAUCAUGACGAUUUAGUCAACCCUGUUAUCUUUGCCAAUUCUCCGGGAUGCUGGUCAGAAGGCCGAUUUGGGUAUAUGCGUGAAGACUGGAAUGUCGCUCUCUCGGCGGCUGCAUUUUCCGAAACAAGAGACGCAGGCACCUCAGGAAGAGGGCCAUCCUGGAUUAUCUCACGUCCAUUGCAUAAGCAGUCAAUGUCCCAACGAAGUAUUCUAAUCAUAUCUGAAGAUGGUGACAAUGGUGUGAGCCUGUCAGCUCUGCGAGACUGUCUCAGCCUUAUUUCGUCCAACAUCGAAAUCGCGGAUUUCACGCAUGCCAAGCCAGAAGGAAGAGUGUGCAUCAUUUUCAGUGGCCUUAGUCGGCCUCUGAUGACAGACCCUACUUCAGAGGAACUGGAAGUACUGAAGCAAAUCUUCUCGAAGGCAACGGGCGUCCUGUGGGUAACUCGAGGAGCAGCGAUUUGCCCAGUGGCACCGGACAAUGCGCUGGCGACUGGAUUCAUGAGAACCGCGCGCUCUGAAUCAGGAAUUGAAAGAAUCGUUACAUUGGACCUGGACGGACAGAAUCCGCUCCCAGGUCAUCGCGCCGCUGAGGUUAUAUGCACAGUUGUGCGCGAGCGAAUUCUGGCAGAGGGGAACGACCAAAGUGAUACAGAGUACGCCGAGCGAAACAACGUGCUCCUCAUUCCUCGAAUUGUUGAAAACCAUGCCUUUAACAGUUCCCUUGCGUUGUCGCAUGAGACACAGUCAACGAGCCUUGAGAAGUUCCAUCAGAAGGAUAGAUUCCUUAAAGCGACGAUUCCCGAUGCCUAUCAGGCAGAUGAAGUACUCUUUGUGGACGAUUCCAGGAAGAAUGACCUACCAGCGGACCAUAUUCGUGUUCAAAUUUAUGCAGCAUGCAUAGAUAAACAAGCCGUAAACGCUCUGGAAGAGCAGGAUACGUCUCAAGAAUCAGCAAUGAGCUUCGGAGCCAGCGGGAUUGUUCAAAGCGUCGGAGAAGCUGUCCAGGAUUUCGCCCCGGGUGACCGAGUGGCUUGCCUUGCGCAAGGAGCAGUAGCCAAUUACCAGCAGGAACAGGCGUUGGCGUUCCAAAAAUUGCCGUCGGAUUUAUCUUUUGAAGCAGCAGCAGCCUUGCCUGCGGCUUAUUGCACAGCACUAUAUGCUCUUCAAAACCUUGGGCGGGUUGUCUCCGCAGAAAGGGUCCUAGUAUACGGAGCUAUAGGAACAGUUGGGCAGGCUCUAGCAGAAUUAUGUCUGCAUAGUGGUGCUGACGUGCUCUUCGUCGUCCGAGCUGAGAAAGAAAAGCAUUCCCUUGUCAGCACAGUUGCAGUACCUGAUGACCGAAUCAUCGUCGACGAAAAUGGAGCUCAUGUCAGAAGGCUUCUGAGGAUUAAGCCGCAUCAAGCUUUUGACGUGAUAAUCAAUUUCGAAGGUUCCGACAACGAGACGCUACAGAUGCUAUGCAGGUUGGUCGGUGCAUGCGGCAAAUUCAUACACCUUUACCGCGAGCGCUGGAAUCAGCGAACAUGGACGAUUCCACAGCUGGAGAAUGAUAUCACGUUCGCAACACUGGACAUCAAUAAGCUCUUGAGAGACAAGCCAACAUUGCUGUAUAAAACAUGGGGUGAGGUAAUGCGCAUGUUCCGUGCUGGACACAUCCGUGGCCCCAAUGCCUGGGCACUGUACAGCGUCUCAGAUAUGCUGGGGGCAUUGAACGCGUUGGAAUCGGAAGAUAUGGAUUCGGCAGUAAUCGCCGCUCAACCAGAGGACGUUGUGAAGGUCAUCACUCGGAAGCCGCACACUGCCGUACUUCAUCCAGAAGUGUCUUAUAUUCUCGUUGGUGGCUUAGGGGGUAUCGGACGAGCCACGGCCCUCUGGAUGGCUGAUAACGGGGCUCGAUCGUUGAUCUUCGUCAAUAGAAGUGGGCUGUCCAGCGUCGCAGCACAGGAAACAGCACAAGAUCUGGAAAAAAAGGGAGUCCACGUCAUUGUUUACGCUUGCGAUAUAUCUGAUAGCAAACAAGUCGAGAAUAUGGCGCGUGAACUUGCGCGUGAUGCCCCUCCAAUUCGAGGAGUUAUUCAGGCCGCCAUGGUCCUCCGGGAUAUCCAUAUCGAGAAAAUGACCAUCGAUGAUUACCUCUCCGUGCUACAACCAAAGUACGCAGGAACCUGGAAUCUGCACCGCCAUCUCCCAGACAACCUCGACUUCUUCGUCAUGCUCUCCUCAAUCAGCGGAAUCAUCGGAAACGCCACCCAAGCCGCCUACGCCGCCGGCUCGACCUUCCUGGACGCAUUCGCUGCAUACCGCAACUCCCUCGGUCUCCCAGCCGUCUCCCUAGACCUAGGCGUGAUAACCGACGUAGGGUAUCUGGCCGGCAACCGCGACCUAGCAGCCAAGAUGGCCCAGCAAGGGUUUCACGGCACAGACACAGCGACGCUGAUGUCUCUAAUGGAGGCAGCGAUCAGGGCGCCGUUUGGUGAAGGCGGGACCUCCCAGAUCAUCACGGGAUUGGGCGAAUGGAAAGAGGGGCAGUCGCUCAGCAACUUUGACGCUCCUCUCUUUGCACAUUUCCGGCGACAGUUCCAGCAGAAGGGUGGGAAUGACCAGUCCGAUGAGUUUAUUGGCAAGUUACGUGCGAAUCUCCGAGGUGCCACUAGCCUCGAAGAGGCUUCUGGACUUGUCUAUGGGGCUCUGAGCGGGAAAAUCGCGUCGCAUCUGUCUGUUCCGAUCGAGAGCAUCGAUGCGUCGAAUCCCAUUACGGAAUACGGGAUCGACUCGCACAUGGCGGUGGAGUUGAGAAACUGGAUCUCGAAGACCAUGGAGAGCACGGUGCCGAUUUUGGAUAUUCUGGCAAGUAGUACGUUGUUGGAUCUGGCGGGCAAGAUUGCAUCCAAGUCUAGAUUGGUUCAUGUGGAGGAGUAG
Messenger RNA from Aspergillus thermomutatus, 7656 nucleotides. Its product is annotated as putative polyketide synthase. Gene Ontology annotation, molecular function: phosphopantetheine binding; fatty acid synthase activity; oxidoreductase activity. Lineage: Eukaryota; Fungi; Ascomycota; Eurotiomycetes; Eurotiales; Aspergillaceae. The transcript has 9 exons. The record is from RefSeq and is a predicted model, not a curated record. The coding region runs from base 1 to 7656 and encodes 2551 amino acids. Gene Ontology annotation, biological process: fatty acid biosynthetic process; secondary metabolite biosynthetic process.